This is a messenger RNA of Selaginella moellendorffii, 1523 nucleotides long. RefSeq lists its product as uncharacterized. The coding region runs from base 1 to 834 and encodes 277 amino acids. Gene Ontology annotation, cellular component: membrane; endomembrane system. Lineage: Eukaryota; Viridiplantae; Streptophyta; Lycopodiopsida; Selaginellales; Selaginellaceae. The transcript is spliced from 6 exons. The record is from RefSeq and is a predicted model, not a curated record.
AUGGGCAAAACGAAAGCCUGCUUUUUAGGGUUCUUGGGCAAACAAGAAAGGGGCGAAAGAAAACGAAAUGAAAGCGCAUUCUCGCCCCGCCGGCAAUGCGCUCUUCGUCUUCCAUCUCGUCGCGUUUCUCUGGUGAGGAUUUCUAGCGCCUUGUGCUCUUCCAAUCGAUUGCUUUUCAGGUUUUUGUACACCUUUAGCUGGCAUUUUGGCCGCGCAGCGAGCAAGCUCCCCCAGUCGCAAGGAUUUGGCUGGUUCUUCAAGUAUCUCACUUUCUGUGGAUUCACGUUGCAAUUGGUAUCACUGCUCGUCUGCCUCUUGUCCCACCUAUUUCCGGAGAGUCGAGGCUUGAAGCGCGCGGCGGAUGAUUUGUCUUGCACCACCUUCGCGAUUGCCAAUGUCAUCACGGCCAUGCACUGGGUUCUCUACUUCACUACCGCAGCUCCAGUCGAAGCAUCUGCCACUGCCAAAAUCGAGACCACCGUCACUCGGAGUUUAAACGUCCAGACUUCUUCACCACUGUGGCUGAAUCUCACAGUCCAUUUGGCGAACGCCAUUGUCGCCUGGACCGACGUCCACGUUUCCGAUAGAACUUUCAGGAAGUCGUCACUCAACCAGUCUCUCAUCUUCUGCCUUGUCUACACCACCUGGAUCCAAGUCUGUGCCUUCAAGAACAAGAUGUAUCCAUACCCGUUCCUCAACAAGCUCCCGCAGCCGGAAGGAUUCAUCGCCACGGUCGCGGUCGCGGUGACCCUCACCUUCGCCUUCUUCAAAGCCGGCUCCACAUUGGCGAGCGUCCAAACCUCCCGGCGACUAGCCAAGCUCAAAGCCAUGUAAGUCCAUCUUUCUCCUUCAUAAAAGAGCUAAAAAUCUACUUUUUCAAUCUUUCUUUCGAGCAUCAAAAAGCUCGCGAAAACCCUUAGCGCGAGGGCUUUAGCAGCAUGUCGGACUACAGCGACUCCGAAGACGACUACGACGAUCGCGAAGCGGACAUAGCUUGCGACUGGAGCGAUGGCCCCAAGCAGCAAAACGACCCGCUCUUCAAGCUCCACUGCCAGCUCUGCUCGUGUCCGCUCGCCGUCACGUUCCACUCGUCCAUCGGCGCCGUGGAUUUCAGCGAGCGCCAGGCCGUGGUGGCGGUCCUCCCGUGCAACCAUUGCUUCCACUCGGUGUGCCUCGACGACUACUCGUCUUCGUCCCAGCAGCUCCGGUGCCCGGUUUUCAAAGGACCGUCUCUGGCGUGUGCCGAGUUCCAGGAGCGGCAGAGGCUGGCGGAGCAGCACCAGCGCGAGAGGGAGAGGCUGGCGGAGCGGCGGCGCGAGAAAGAGAGGCUGGCGGCGCAGCAGCGGCUCGAGCAGGAGGCUGCGAGAACUGCUUCAUCCAAAGGUAAGAGUAAGAAGGGUGGCGCCAUCGCCACCGCCACCGCUGCGAUCGCGAAAGCUGUGGGCUUGAAGAAGAACACGAAGAAGAAGGGAGCGUCGCACAUAGCAUCCAAGAAGACAGGAAAAAAGUGAUUUUUUUCGUUC